GCAUCCAACGGAGUGGAAGCAGCAUGAAGGAAGAGCCGCUGGGCAGCGGCAUGAACGCGGUGCGGACGUGGAUGCAGGGCGCCGGGGUGCUGGACGCCAACACGGCGGCGCAGAGACCACCAGCUGGGCUUGGGGGAGUAGGAGAUCUGACGGCCCCUAGCCCUAUCGGACUCCGAGAGGGCGGAAGGGGAAAAAGGAAGAUGACUAAUUACCUCAUCCUCAUCUUCUCCGGGCAGGGGACAAGUGCCUGCAACCCUGUUCCCAUCCCCGCUGAGUACAAGGAUGGGGGUGGUUAGUAGUGAGAGUGAAUUGGGUAACUGGGUUGGGAAGCGAAAGAGUGUGUGUAUGUGUGCGUGUGCGUGUGUGUGAGCGCGCCCUUGUGUUGGGCAGGUCGGGUUGUUAGUGGCCUCCCGGCGCCCCUGGCACCCGAGCCUCCAGUUCCCCCGCGGGCGCGCUCAGUCGGCGCCCCUGGUCCAUAGGAUUUCUGGAAUUGAGUGUGAGGAUUUCUGUGGAGCAGCGAAACUUUGUCAGGACUGGUCUUUUAAAAACACCCCCAGUUCCCUGUUCCACAGCGACCACCCCUGACAGCUCUGAGUCCCCCACCCUCAGAUCCUUUUUUUCACUUGCUUUAUUUGGGGAGGGGGCAUGCGGUUUCCCGAGACCUAGCGUCCGCGCUUGGCGGGGGCACUUGAGGUUUCCUGGAGGAUGGCUUCGGCUUCAAGAAGCUGAGCCUGUUCCCCAUCCAUCCUCACCUGCCCUCUAAGCUGAGGUGGGAGAUUCGUGGGGGUGGCGGGGACCAGUUCCCAUGCUCCCCUCCCUCCCAAGUUAUAAACGACCAGCUGUAUUCCGCGAACGCGGGUUCACCGCAUCCACCUCCACUUUUCUUCCUUCCCACGCAGCGCGUGUCGGGUCGGAGUAAAUGCUUGCGGGGUUUUAUCUCCUGCGCAAAACCCAAACAAAACUUCCCGGGCUCUUCCGCGAGUUCGGGGGGCGCGCCCUGUGCUCAGCGGGAGGAUUGGACACGCGAGAGCACGCAUGUCCCGCCGCCGGGUGGGCCCGGGGCGCCGGAGGGGGAGUGUAGGGCGCCCACUGGGUGUCCUGGGGGGGUAGAGGAGGUUGAUGUUUGAGGGUUCUCGCGUGUGUAAGGGGUGACAAAGGGUCGCGCGUCGGUGUCCCGCUUAGCCGUCUAACUCUGCGUCUUUGGCCACAGCGGGGUGGGUCUGGCCCGGGCUCACUUUGAGAAGCAGCCGCCUUCCAAUCUGCGGAAAUCCAACUUCUUCCACUUCGUCCUGGCCCUCUACGACAGACAGGGCCAGCCCGUGGAGAUCGAGAGGACAGCCUUUGUGGGGUUCGUGGAGAAGGAAAAAGAAGCCAACAGCGAAAAGACCAAUAACGGGAUUCACUACCGGCUUCAGCUCCUCUACAGCAAUGGGAUAAGGACGGAGCAAGAUUUCUACGUGCGCCUCAUUGACUCCAUGACAAAACAAGCCAUAGUGUAUGAAGGCCAAGACAAGAACCCAGAAAUGUGCCGAGUCUUGCUCACACACGAGAUCAUGUGCAGCCGCUGUUGUGACAAGAAGAGCUGUGGCAACCGAAAUGAGACUCCCUCAGAUCCAGUGAUAAUUGACAGGUUCUUCUUGAAAUUUUUCCUCAAAUGUAACCAAAAUUGCCUAAAGAAUGCAGGAAACCCACGUGACAUGCGGAGAUUCCAGGUCGUGGUGUCUACGACAGUCAAUGUGGAUGGCCAUGUCCUGGCAGUCUCUGAUAAUAUGUUUGUCCAUAAUAACUCUAAGCAUGGGCGGAGGGCUCGGAGGCUUGACCCCUCGGAAGGUACGCCCUCUUAUCUGGAACAUGCAGCUACUCCCUGUAUCAAAGCCAUCAGCCCGAGUGAAGGAUGGACGACGGGAGGUGCGACUGUGAUCAUCAUAGGGGACAAUUUCUUUGAUGGGUUACAGGUCAUAUUCGGUACCAUGCUGGUCUGGAGUGAGCUGAUUACUCCUCAUGCCAUCCGCGUGCAGACCCCUCCUCGGCACAUCCCUGGUGUUGUAGAAGUCACAUUGUCCUACAAAUCGAAACAGUUCUGCAAAGGGACACCGGGAAGAUUCAUUUACACAGCGCUCAACGAACCCACCAUCGAUUAUGGUUUUCAGAGGUUACAGAAGGUCAUUCCUCGGCACCCUGGCGACCCUGAGCGUUUGCCAAAGGAAGUCAUCCUCAAAAGGGCCGCGGAUCUGGUGGAGGCGCUGUAUGGGAUGCCACACAACAACCAGGAAAUUAUUCUGAAGAGAGCAGCGGACAUUGCAGAGGCCCUGUACAGCGUCCCCCGCAACCACAGCCAGCUCCCCGCCCUCACUAACACCUCCGUCCACGCGGGCAUGAUGGGCGUGAACUCCUUCAGUGGACAGCUGGCUGUGAACGUCUCCGAGGCGUCGCAGGCCACCAAUCAGGGUUUCACCCGCAACUCAAGUAGCGUGUCACCACACGGGUACGUGCCGAGCACCACCCCGCAGCAGACCAACUAUAACUCCGUCAGCACAAGCAUGAACGGAUACGGCACGGCCGCCAUGUCCAAUUUGGGCGGCUCCCCAACUUUCCUCAACGGCUCAGCUGCCAACUCGCCCUAUGCCAUCGUGCCAUCCAGCCCCACCAUGGCCUCCUCCACAAGCCUCCCCUCCAACUGCAGCAGCUCCUCGGGCAUCUUCUCCUUCUCACCAGCCAACAUGGUCUCAGCCGUGAAGCAGAAGAGUGCUUUUGCGCCAGUUGUCAGACCCCAGACCUCCCCGCCUCCCACCUGCACCAGCACCAAUGGGAACAGCCUGCAAGCGAUAUCUGGCAUGAUUGUUCCUCCCAUGUGAAAGAAUUGCCUUGAAGAAUUUUAUUAAUGAAGAGGUUGGAUUCUGCUACAGAGAGUAAUCUGAUACAAGUCCCCGAGUGGAACUUUUAACUCAGGCCUUUUUAAGAGGAAUCACGAUAACUGCAGAUUUUUAAACAAACAAUAUCACCGACCUUGCAAAUACUGAAAUUGGAAGGGAUCUGCAAGUGCAGAGUGUUGGUUAAAAGUUGUACCUCCCAAGUAUUUGGGGGAUAUAUUUAUUCUGUGUUGAUAAAAGCAAAUCCACUUUUUCUUUUUCUUUCUUUUUUUUUUUAAGCUUAACUCUGCAAUCAUUUGUCUUUUAUAAACCGUAAAGCUGUAUACAAGGGACACUAUAAAUAAGACGCCAUGUUUUAAUUUAUGAUGUUUUUAAAGCUGUGUAAAGGGAGAAUGAAGUGGUGAUAUUUACAAAAAAGU
Messenger RNA from Zalophus californianus (California sea lion), 3289 nucleotides. It is a transcript of the gene EBF1, whose product is annotated as EBF transcription factor 1. NCBI's taxonomy places the organism in Eukaryota, Metazoa, Chordata, Mammalia, Carnivora, Otariidae. Gene Ontology annotation, biological process: regulation of transcription by RNA polymerase II. The record is from RefSeq and is a predicted model, not a curated record. The transcript is spliced from 16 exons. Bases 1476 to 2855 code for a protein of 459 amino acids. Gene Ontology annotation, molecular function: DNA-binding transcription factor activity, RNA polymerase II-specific; RNA polymerase II cis-regulatory region sequence-specific DNA binding.